Messenger RNA from Rhodotorula toruloides NP11, 852 nucleotides. RefSeq lists its product as uncharacterized. NCBI's taxonomy places the organism in Eukaryota, Fungi, Basidiomycota, Microbotryomycetes, Sporidiobolales, Sporidiobolaceae. Bases 1 to 852 code for a protein of 283 amino acids. The transcript has 3 exons. The record is from RefSeq and is a predicted model, not a curated record.
AUGAGCGACUCCGACACCCCUUCCGCUUCUCCUCCCGGUCCGCCUGAAGACUCGGUCCUGCCGCCAUGGAUCUGGCUCACGCUGUGCACGAUCUCGCUCUUCUGCUUGCUCUUCAUCUCGUUCAGGCGGGCGAAGAGCCUCGAGCUCUACGAGCGGGCGAAGGACUACCUAAGGAACAGAUUGUCCUUCUCGCGCCUGCACCCGGGCAUCCGUCUCUCCGAGCGCGACCUCGAAGCCGACCCUCUCGCAUCCCCCUCGUCCCGCCGACCACGCCCUCACCGGUCCUUCUCCCGCGACGAUACCUCGGACGUCUCCUCCGUCCACUCGCUCGACGACGACGAGCUACCCGCCCCCUCUUUCACUCGUCUCGCCUCACCUUCUCCCUUCCCCUCCCGCCGAGCCUACCAACUCGACACCCGACCAGCCCGCUCACUCGCCUCCGCCGCCUUGUCCUCUCUACAAGCGGGUGUCUCGUCAGCCGCUGAUGCGCUCGGCUGGUCCGCCGAACGAGCAACGAGCGCAAUGAGGGGCGAAGGACAGAAAGGAGACGGCUUUGCAAGGGCUUUCUGGGGUCUGCGGAAGGACGAGCGAACUGGAGGGAUCAAGCUAGGCGAGGGGAACUCAAGGGAAGACGACGAGCUGCGAGGAGUGGGAGGGAAGGCUGCGAGGGUGCUGGGCAUCUCCUCGUCUCCGCCGCGCGCGACUCGCACGCACGGGCGGAGUGACCUUGUCGCUACGGAUGGCUCGGGAGCGCUCUUCGAGGUUGGCGAGGAGGAGGACGGCGCAGAUGCGGUCGAGCUGCCGGCGCACUUCUCGCUUGGCGCCGGAGGACGCGGUGGGAGCGGAUCGUGA